Messenger RNA from Boleophthalmus pectinirostris (great blue-spotted mudskipper), 5895 nucleotides. RefSeq names its product platelet-derived growth factor receptor, alpha polypeptide (gene pdgfra). Gene Ontology annotation, molecular function: platelet-derived growth factor alpha-receptor activity; ATP binding; platelet-derived growth factor binding. The transcript has 29 exons. Gene Ontology annotation, biological process: embryonic cranial skeleton morphogenesis; multicellular organism development; protein phosphorylation. Gene Ontology annotation, cellular component: signaling receptor complex. The record is from RefSeq and is a predicted model, not a curated record. Bases 166 to 4563 code for a protein of 1465 amino acids. Lineage: Eukaryota; Metazoa; Chordata; Actinopteri; Gobiiformes; Gobiidae.
CGAAAGGCGCACACCACACAACGCAGACAUAUGGUCGCCCAGCGCAGGACCUCUGAAGGAUUACCCCUCUUGUAAAGGACCCUGACUGCGGACCAUUCACUGUGGAUAUACUGACACCGGAGCGAUAGAAAGAGGGGAUUACUGAAGGCCAGAACAUCCAUCAGCAUGGAUGUGCUAAAGCCGUGCGCUGUGUUGGUGACUCUUAUCUCACUUACCUGCGGCUUGUCACCACCCACUAUCAUUUCCAACGAAGAGGAAUUUAUUCUGCAGCCAAACUCCAUGUUCAACAUUAGCUGUACGGGGAAGAAGAGCGUGGUUUGGGCCGAACCUUUGCCUGAUAACGCCUAUGUUUUACCGGGAUUUUACACUUCUACGCUGUUCAUUGACAAUGCCACUGUGGAGAACACCGGCUACUACAUGUGCACGUACGAGACUUUUGAGGGAGAGCCAGAGGAGAACGAGACGGGCAUAUACGUCUUUGUACCAGAUCCCCUAACACCCUUUGUCCCAGAGUCUCUGGAAAACCUGAUUGUGCCCAUGGAUCAUAUUGGUGUGUCCAUUUCCUGUCGAGUAUCUGACCCUCAGUACCACGUAGUCCUGAAGAGCGUGGUCAGCGGAGAGGAGCGCUCUAUUCUUUAUGACAACAAAAUCGGCUUCUUUGGCACUUUGUCUCCUGGCCGCUACUACUGCGAGACCACUGUGAAUGGACGGACCUUUCAGAGUGCUAUCUACACUGUUGAGGAUGAAGACACUGCAGUUUUGGAUGACCUCAAGUUAGAAGUGAAGGCCAGUGAUGAGACACUCACUGUGGGACAGGCUCUGGACAUCACCUGCACUGUUCAAGGUGGACCCUUCUUACAGCAGCAGUGGCUUCACCCCAAGAAACAGGCGGUGGAUGCUGUUCAGAAGAAAGACGUCUUUUCAGAACAUGUCAUCUACACGCUACACAUCUCCAAAGCCUCUGCUCAGGACAGUGGUACUUAUGAGUGCUCCGUUACGGAUCAGAUCACUGGAGAGGUCAAAACUGGGACCGUGGCUGUCAUUGUAUUCGAAACCAGUUCUUACGUCGGUCUGGACCAUAGCGGGAUUUUGUCUACAGAGUUUGUCAGUCUGUUGGAGGAGACAGAGUUUACUAUCCUGAUUGAUGCCUACCCAGCUCCCAAAGUCUUAUGGCAGAAAGAUGACAAGGACAUUGAACAAAACUAUUAUGUCCUCACUACAACCAGUCACUUUGAGGGCAAUCGCUAUCAGAGCAUUCUCAAGCUUCGCCAACCUCUGGAGAAGGACAACGGGAAGUACACCAUCAUCGCUACCAGUGGUUCACGCAGUGCUCACUUUUCUUUUGACCUCAAAGUUAAAGCUCCUUCUGCAGUCAUGUUCCCACCAUCCUCCGCUCCGGUAUUGCUCCCCCCAAAUGAGGAGAUGGUGGUGCCCCUACACUCCCCCUUCACCCUCACCUGUCGGGGCAAUGGCAGAAUUGUCUGGAAUACCCCCCUGGUCGUCCCUGAGCAGACGCAGGAAGACAGUAAUGGUCUCUUUGUCAACACUGUUACUGUGGACAACGCCACAGCCAUGCACACAGGAUACUACAGCUGCUACUACAGCUCCAACAGCACGGAUAGCAUGGACGACAGCGCCAUCUAUGUCUAUGUGCCAGAUCCUGAGGUGCCCUUCAUCCCGUCCUUGCUGUCAUUUAGUAACCACGUUUUGUCCGGCCCCGAUGAGAUGGUGGUCCAGUGCAGAGUGUCCGACCCCAGCGCUAAUGUCACUCUGGUGAAUGUGGACCUGCAGCAACCCGUGCCCUGUGUGUACGACAGCAAGAGGGGCGCGCUGGGGAUCUUUCCUGGGGGGACAUACGUGUGUAAAGCUCUUAUAAACGGACAGGAGUACCUAAGUGAGGAGUACAUCGUCCAUGGCUGGAUUGGUGCUACUGUUGGUAGUGCUUUGCAUGUUGAGCUCAGUGCCAGAAGGACGGCCCUGCUGGUGGGGGAGACCAUCAAUGUGACCUGCCUGGCAAAAGGAUCACAAGUUCUGGAGGAUCAUUGGAAAUACCCGGGAAAACUGGCCAACCGUGGCUUUAAGACAGUGAAGGAGGACCAGAGGAACCAGGAAAUCCUGUACACACUGAGCAUUCCCCACGCCUCCACAAAAGACAGUGGGAUCUACACCUGCUCCAUCACAGAUGUCAUGAGCAACGACAGCCAAACCAAGACUCUCACUGUCACUGUUUAUGAGAGGGAGUUUCUGGAUAUUAAGCCUGAAUUCUCAGCAUUUGAGACAGCAGAGCUUGAUGAGGUCCGUGAGUUCCGAGCUGAAAUCAGUGCUUUGUCAAGCCCUCGCGUUACCUGGCUCAAAGAAGGACUUCCUCUUGGCGAUGUUACUGCGGAAAUCUCCACUUCCCUCCGGCAGAUCGGCGAGACCAGGUAUUUGAGUGUCCUAACCCUGAUCCGGGCCAAAGAGGAGGACAGCGGGAACUACACAAUGAACGUCACAAGUGGAAACCAAAGUCGUGGGCUUAGCUUCACUCUGCAGGUCAAAGUGCCUGCUGUUAUUGUGGACCUCAUGGACAUCCAUCAUGGUUCAGCUUCUGGUCAGGCUGUGGUCUGCAUCGCCCGGGGCCAACCCACUCCUGAAGUUGAGUGGUUUGUCUGCAAAAACAUCAAAAACUGUGCCAAUGAUACGUCUGCUUGGGUGCCUCUCCCUGCCAACUCCACCGAUGUUACCAUGGACGCACACAUGGAUGAGGAGAAUAAUCUUGAGAGCCAGGUUUUGUUCGGUCAUCUGGAAAACACUCUGGCUGUCCGCUGUCUGGCUAAAAAUGACAUGGCCGCUGUGAGUCGGGAGGUCAAGCUGGUGUCUAAUGGCCCUCACCCUGAGCUGACCGUAGCUGCUGCUGUGCUGGUGCUGCUGGUCAUUGUCAUCAUCUCACUCAUUGUGUUGGUUGUCAUAUGGAAACAGAAACCCAGAUAUGAAAUCCGCUGGCGGGUGAUUGAGUCUGUGAGCCCCGAUGGCCAUGAAUACAUCUAUGUGGACCCUAUGCAGCUGCCCUAUGACUCGAGAUGGGAGUUCCCUCGAGAUAGACUGGUUCUGGGUCGUAUACUGGGCUCUGGAGCAUUUGGGAAGGUGGUAGAGGGCACAGCCUACGGACUCAGCCGCUCUCAGCCUGUCAUGAAGGUGGCAGUGAAAAUGCUAAAACCCACAGCCCGUUCUAGUGAGAAACAGGCUCUCAUGUCCGAACUGAAGAUCAUGACCCAUCUUGGACCACAUCUGAACAUUGUCAACCUUCUUGGGGCGUGCACCAAGUCAGGCCCUAUCUACAUUAUCACUGAGUACUGCUUCUAUGGAGAUCUGGUCAACUAUCUGCACAAGAACAGGGAGAGCUUCCUGAGUUUAAACACAGAGAAGACCAAGAAGGAACUGGACAUCUUUGGCAUCAACCCGGCAGACGAGAGCAGCAGGAGCUACGUGAUCCUUUCUUUUGAGAGUAAAGGAGAUUACAUGGACAUGAAGCAGGCUGAUAGCACUCAGUAUGUCCCGAUGCUGGAAAUGAGCAACUCCUCCAAAUACUCUGACAUCCUGACCUCCAACUAUGACCACCCCCCCUCCCAGAAGUCCUCCACUGGGGAAAGCGAGAUCGACAUCCUGCUCACAGACGAUUUGAACGAAGGCCUGACCACCACGGAUCUGCUGAGCUUCACGUAUCAAGUGGCCAAAGGCAUGGAGUUCUUGGCAUCCAAAAAUUGUGUGCACCGAGACCUGGCUGCUAGAAAUGUGCUGCUGUCCCAGGGCAAGAUAGUGAAGAUCUGUGACUUUGGACUGGCACGGGACAUCAUGCAUGACAACAACUAUGUGUCCAAAGGAAGUACCUUCCUCCCAGUGAAGUGGAUGGCCCCAGAGAGCAUCUUUGAUAAUAUGUACACCACUCUAUCUGAUGUCUGGUCCUACGGUAUCCUGCUCUGGGAGAUCUUCUCUUUAGGGGGCACUCCAUACCCGGGGAUGGUGGUGGACUCCAGCUUCUACAACAAGAUCAAGAGCGGAUACAGGAUGUCCAAACCAGAGCAUGCUCCUCAUGAUGUGUAUGAAGUGAUGAUGAAAUGCUGGAACAGUGAACCGGAGAAGAGGCCAUCCUUCCUGGGUCUGAGUGAAACUGUUGCUACACUGCUCCCCUCCAGCUACAAGAGACAUUAUGAAAGAGUGAACCAUGAGUUUUUGAAGAGCGACCAUCCAGCCGUGACCCGCGUGUGCACAGAGAGUGACGACUAUAUCGGCAUCACAUACAAAAACCAGGGCAAACUCAAGGACCGGGAAAGCGGCUUUGAUGAGCAGCGCCUGAGCUCAGACAGUGGCUACAUCAUCCCCCUCCCCGACCUCGACCCCAUUUCUGACGAUGACUACGGCAAGAGGAACAGGCACAGUUCUCAAACAUCCGAAGAAAGCGCCAUUGAAACAGGCUCCAGCAGUUCGACUUUACCCAAGCGAGAGGGCGAGACUUUGGAGGACAUCACGCUAUUGGACGAAAUGUGUCUAGACUGUAGCGACCUGGUGGAGGACAGCUUCCUGUGACAAGAGCCUAUGGGACAACCAAAGACUCCAAAUAAUUGUCUUCCUUCUAUGGACUUAUUCUGAGGACAAUUCAAACCACUUCACUGUCUGAAAAGACUGUGAUGACAGUAGGGUACGCUCCCCACACCUCCCUGGACACUGCCCCCUGCUGGGCUUGGAGAUGUGAACGUGCAACAAUGAGACGACGGGACUCAAAUCUGCGAAUCUGACAACAACUUCAGAUAUGAGGGAUAACACAUUGACUUUUGUAUGGUAGAGCUUUACUAUAUUGGGCAUUUCUUAACAGCAAAAUAAGCAAAAAAGGGAUGAAUGAUACGUGCCAUGAGAAGAUCUGAUUUAGCCAUAGAAAACCACUACAGAUGCACUAUGGACGCUAUAUAAGCAUUAGCAGGUUCAACAUUUCUUACAGUGACCUGCCUUAGAAUCACAAGAUGCUGGCACAAUCAGUGGAAUAGAAUCACAAGCACAACAUGUGGACUGUGCGUUUUUGUAUAAUGUCUUUAGUAGCUACAAAGUGCAGUAUUUCAAGUUUAUUUUUAUACUUCAUUGUGUAUUAUUGCGUAGAUUUUGACCAUAGUUGUUGAAAUAGAAGGUACUGUUAUGAAAAUACCUUUGUAAGCUUCUUUGCCUUGUGUCUCCACCAUUUUUGCUCCAGUGUUUUGCCCCAAUAGGUUGCUGUCAGCGUACGGACCUUCCCAAAUGAAAUGUGAUUGUAUUGUAAAUAGAUCCAGAGUUUCUUUAUAUGAUGAGUAUUGGGGUUACACUCAAGUAUUUUGUAUAGCACAUAUCAAUCAUCUGCACCCGGUAAACAUCCAACUUUAUGCCAGCUUUAAUGGACCAUUCAAACAGGAAAGUUGUAUUUGACUCUGACAACAAACAAAUCAUAUCAAAUUUUUAAAGGACCAAAGCCAGCUAAUUGUUUCAUUAAGAUUAGCAAUAUUAACCAUUUGAAGGUACUUGCAAUGACCUGGUGUCAGUAUUUUGUACCGUCUUUGUAGUAGAGCAGCUACUGUACCAGCUACGCCACUGCCUCUCACCAUCAAUGUCAAUGUGAUGAUGUAAUCUGCAAUCAACUCUUGCACUUUUUAUUUUCUUCCAUUCUGAUUUUGAUGUUGCCAAAUAGUAUUAGACAGAGGGCUUUAAAAGCUUAAGCUGUAGAAGACUCCUUUGUGUAAAAAGUGGAUGUGAAUGUCUGGUGUGUUUGUGUGUUGUUUACGGUACAGUGUUUAUAAUUGUAAGUACUCGCCCAAUACAAUGUUUUACUACUAUGCUUCAGUAUUUUACCACAUGUACAUUCAGAUGAUUUAUAUUUCAAUAAAAGUUUAUAAUGAG